AGAUAUAGCGUGGAGUAUAGUACCGCGCCGCACCUGACAGUCCACCACGCGGCCCGGCCCCCAAAAAACAAUCUCACCACGCUAUAUACACGCGAGGACCGCGCCGUGUUUCACUCGGAACGCGAGCGCCAUUGGCAAUGUCGGGAAGUGACAGCCCAACAUUCUUUCACGGCCAGCCCUGGUCCAGCUGGAUUGAAAGAAUCGGACGGGACAAGCCGCUGAGUGAUGAAGAAACAGAAGUACAGUCAUCAAGCUCAGUCACACGUCUUUCUUCAGAUGAUAUCGAUUUGUAUGGCUUUUGUCCAGAGAGAGAUGAUUUCUAUGGAGUAGUAUGUGAAAUAUGCGAUGCCAUAGUAAAACCGCAAGCUCUCAUUCAACAUAUAGAGUGUCGCCAUUCUACCGGCAUGGCAAAUUUCCCGCCUCCCGCGACUCCAAUUGCAAAACCGUCCAUAAAAACUCCCUUCUGCAAGGUCUCCAAGUUAAAGAGAAGCACUCAACCACCGGCCCCUUCUUCAGUUUCUACUUCGAUUUCUAUUGUUGGUGGCGCGAAGCUGAACCACACGACCGUUAAGCGUACUGCGGAUCAGGCAAACUUGGCUGUAGGUGCCUCGUUGCCGAUCUCCUCGUCGCCCCGAUCGCCUCUCGAAUCGAUCACGGUACAAACUACCUCUCCUAACGUGACCGGUUCUUCGAAUAUUGCCAAUGCGUCGACAAGCAGUGGAGGGAGUCCGAGCAAAAGCCCUGGUCCCAGCAGUAACAGUAGCAGCAACCAGCCUCGUCGGAAGAGGCUCAAAACGGAUCGCUCGUUGCUCAAAGACCGCGAAUACGAUCCCGACCGGCACUGUGGCGUGUGGAUCGAGGAGACCGGCAAGCCCUGCACCAGGUCGCUCACAUGCAAAGCGCACACUGUCUCGCUACGCCGAACGGUCGUCGGUCGCAGCAAGACCUUCGACAAGCUCCUCGCGGAACAUCGUGCCGCGAAGGAGCAGCCGAAUAGCGGCGGUAACCGACAGACGACGAAGGUGACGGUCUCCGGCACCGUCACCGUGUCCUCGGCCGUUACCGCCGCCGCCGCCGCCGCCGCCGCCGUCGUAUCCAACCUAAAUAAUCCCCUUGCCCCGAACACUCCAAUAUCCAUCGCCGACUCGGAAACGCCGAGCUCACCGCCUGUACUAUCGUUACCGGACACGUAUCCACUGCCAAAGGCUGUUGAUUUGCUUUAUCGGUGUCUGGCCCCGCAUGGCUCCACUAAACCUACUAAACUCGAGGAGGACUUCGUCAAUUCGGAGGAGUUGCGGAAUCUCGAGUCCACACUGGUGGUCAAUUCUACCGUCGCUGGCAGCAGUAGUAGCAAUAGCAGCAACGGUUCGUCACAACAACAAUCAAAUUCGAUGAUGGCACCAAUAUCCGUGAUGCUACCGUCAUUGUCCCCAUUACCGGGUGCCAGCAGCGAAGAGUCAGGAGUAGCCACCUUGAUACCAAGCACUACCACGACACCCACAAUGCCAGUCGUACCGGCACCACUGCCAACCACUUGCGUACAACCACCCACGGUGGUCGCCGCAGUGCUCGAAGGCGAAACUCCGGUGGACAUCGAUACCGAGACCAUGUCCAUGUACUCGCCCGUUUACACUACCAAAGAUACCAAAUCACAGCUAGUGAUGCAAAUACAAUCACGGCCAAAUAGUCAUUCGUCACAGUCGCCGAUCUCGGUGAGGAGCUACCAGCAGAUGCAGGCUUCCAUGCCGAGUCUGAAUUUGUUCGAGCCGGUGGAACAGCUGGAACAGCAGCAUGCCAGUCAAAUCAACGGUAAGAGACUGAACCACGCGAGCUCGGGAUCGCGACAACAGAAGAGGCACAAGUCGCAGCAUGAGCAACUGUCGUGUCAAUCGUCGCAGGAUUUUUCAACGUCUGCGUCGAUCCAAGUCGAAGCAACGACUACGUCGCCCUAUCCCCACUUCAGCGACAUCUCCUGGUCAAAUUGUCAUCCGGAGCCAUUGGCGGUCAGCCGAUGGCUCCGCAUCUCAUCCAGCCGCAAACAAUACAACUUCAAUAUUCACUGACACAAGACCCCACCCACUCCGGGCUGAGGACCGUGUGCUGCGGGCGUCGUUUGUCUACCUCCUUAUCUUCAUGAGACCCUCUUUUUCUUUACCGUCGCCCACGUUAUCAUCCUAGUCAUCGCCGCCACAGUCGAUGUUGCGUCUACAGCCCGUCGAGGGGGGAAGACUCUUAUUUUUGCUAUCAUUACAAUGUGAUUACUUCGCAACAACGAAAUCAAUUGCGAUGUAUCACAGAUCGCCCUGGACGGCACUCCCGUCGAAGGCGAAAUCUUUAAUGCGCGAUGUGAUUUUUCAUUCUAUUAGUAUCGCGCAACGAAGCUUUCAGACUCAGAUCACGAGUACGCUGAUUGCCGUGGAUCAUCGAGGAAGAAUUUUCGAUCGACGGCCUAUGAUGAUCGCGUAUCUGGACGUGUACCUGAACUCGUGGAACUUCACAAAAAGAAGGAACGAGUCGAAAGAGAAAGAGAGAGAGAGAGAAAGAUGUCCCACUUCCGUUUAUUUACUGAAUUUAUAACGUAGAAUAGAUACAAAGAGAUUAAGAUAAACAGAUACGAAAAGGAUUGAGAGCAUAUCUCGAUAACAGUGAAUGAAUGAAUGCGCAAUGAACAACAUUGCAAUACCAUAAAAUUUCUGCACAGAAUCCUCACGGUGUAUCAUUGAGUGAGUUAUUGUACAGCUCGUGAUGCCGCAGAACAUUCCUUCACUCCUGUUUUCUUUCAACACGUGUCACGACUCUCUCGCGAUGAUUACGGAGACAAAUUUUUUAUUAGAUGAUUUCGAAGCGCUUAUCAAGGUAAGAAUUUGUUUUUUGAAAUUAUAUUUUGCCUUUAUCAAGAAUAUUUCUGUUACAUAUCGAGCAACAUUGCCAUUUAAUUGUAAAAUCUUCAUCAUUAGAUCUUUCUACUAAAAAGAUUAUCAUAUGUCGUAUAUAUUUAAUUAUCUCGAUUAUUUUGUGAUAUUUCAUAAUCAUAGGCCGGUAUUCAUCGUCGGUUUUUAUUCCGAAAUCGUCUUACGUAAUGUCUUUAUAUGCUAAUACGGCUUUAUUAUUGGCUCAUGAUAUCUUAAGAUUUUCUUAAAUAUAAAAAUCGACUAUAUAUAUGAAUAUCGGUCAUAGCCGGAAUUAAAAUUGUUUAAACCUCGAUAAAACAAAUUAUUUUUAAUCUAAAACUUAUUAUGCUGGGCUUCUUAAAGAUUCAAAAUGUUCUUUUGAGAACAAGAAAAAUAUCAUGAUUUAUGCAGUAUUUAUUCUCUAUAAUUUUUACAUUUUGAAAUUUAUAUGUAUUACUUUCUUAUAAAUUAUUGCCAAAUUCUAAAAACUUUAUUGAAUGAAAAAUUGAUAAUUGCACAUCGAAUGGUAACGUGAAUUUUACCGAAUGAUAAAGUUAAACGUACGCAAUUGUUUUCACAGUACAGAAUGUCGUGCAUUUUUUAUUGAAUUGUGCAUAAAUUUUGUAAAUAGAGUGCAGAUUAUUAUCCCAUAUUGUACAUAGAAAGACGUUUAGUAUACUCUAUAAACACAUAGUCUUUGCAUAGAAAAAAAACAUUGACUUAUUUCUCCAUGAUAUGAACAGAUUGUACAUACAUUGUAUAUACAUAUAUAUAUACAUAUAUAUUUUUUAUUGAUCACGAUCUCUUAUCCCUUUUGCAUAUAUACUCCGAGAAUACGAAGCGCCAUUAUUUAAUGUUAUAUCCACUUCUUUCGUUUUUACCGUUUUUGCCAUAAGAAUGUAAUUGAAAUCGUUAUAAAUAGCCCUGACUGAUUUAUUUUUCAACUUGAUUCAACUUUCAUUCUACGUUACUUUGAAUAUACAGCGAAACGAUAUCAAUUUAUAAUGUAAAUACAAAACAUAACAGGGACAAAUAGAAUUUCUUUCGAUUGAAUUACAUUUCGACAUAUAAAAUUGAAGAGGCCAGUGGAUGAAAAUUAAAAUUUUCAGUUUUGAUUUUGAAUUGACAUUUACGGUAAAUAUCAGAAAUGACAAUUUAUCUUUACAUAGAAGAAUGGCUUUCGUAAGGACAUAAUAAAUUUAUUUCAUUUGUUUGCCUUUUAAUAAUAGCGAAUUUGUAUUCAUCUCCGCUUAUCAGUAAAAGUCCGCGUAAAUCUACGCGAACGACUGUAUGGUACGAUCGAUUAUCGCAUUAUAGCGCUGAUAAAGUGUUAUAUGUCUUAAUUCAUCCUUAUCCCUGAUGAGAAAAUAUGAAAUAAACAAAAUUUUAUAUAUAUAUAUAUAUUUAAAUAUUGUAGUGUAAUUGAAUUACUGUUUAAUUAGUAUAUAAUUAUUGGAUUAUGACGCGUACUCAACGUAUAGCACAAACGAAUUAAUGUAUAUUAUAUAGAUAACAUUUUUGAAAAUUUCUUUUCGCGAAAAUUUCUGUUUUACGACUCAUUGUCAGACCUGUUUUAUUUUUAGCGCUUCGUUUAUAAGACGAUUGAUCGAUCGCUCCGAAUAAAUCGUAGGCAUAUAUAACGUAGGUUUGCAUGCGGACUCAAAACACAGACAGAUUAGUGAGCUACACGAUCCCGCUGUAUUCAUCCAAGACGAUUAUUUAUUUUUGUACGUUGAUUUGCAUCUCUGCGCACUGCAAUUUUCCGACGGUUGAAGAACGCGCGGGUAGCUAGCGAUUAGCGGCAAGACGCAUAUAAGCGGACUUCUUAUCAUAGAUUGUGAUAUUUAACUAUUAAUGAUUAGUAGGAUAAUUGUAGAUUGUGUCUCUAUGUGUUCGGCGGCAAGAACGUAGCGCGUUCUAUUCUUUUCCUGAUGGCAGACGGCGCGCGUCUUGUACGUAACAGGUGCUUUUUGUGCCGUCUCCCGAUCGAUUUUGCCUUGUCAAGAGAAGAAAAUUACUAACCCUGCGGAGACAAUCUGCGUUGUUCCGCUUAAUUGUUGUUCGCGUUAAUAAAUAAAUUUCUUUAUUGGUGAGCGUAGUGAAAAAAAAUUAAGAAAUGAUAAAAAUUAGGCCAAUUUACGAUAAUUAUUUGGAGAAACGGCAAGAGGCAGAGAUAUAUGGAGCGUAUGUAUGUAUGUGUGUGUAUGUGUGUACAUGUGUUACAUUAUGUCGAAUGUAAACAGGCGCUGAAUAUCGUUACCGCGCAGUAUAAAGCGAUGCUUCACAUCGUCGCCACUGAUUCUCUCGGCUACCUGAAAUCGUGAUAACUUGUACAUAAAUCUUGUAAGCAGAUAAUUACCCGCGUACCUACGAAUAUCAAUUAGCCGCAUAGCUGCGUAAGGACGUACUAUAUAUGAUGUAUAUGCAUCUAUGGGCAAAAUAUUGCAAAGGGGAGGGUGGGAGGAAAAAUCCGUUGGAACUCGUAAGCAUUGAAACUCUAAUUGCUUCACGGGCGUCUCAUCUACGUAAUUUCGCGCGCAUAGUGCUGCAUUUAAUGUUAAAUGUCCUCCUAGCGUCAUUUAUUUGACAUAAGAAUCGUAGUAACGAUGGAAAAUGCGCGGCGACGUUCAGCGAUUCUUUAAUCCUAAGCUUCAGUCGCUGGAUAUUAUAAUGUGAGACAAGAAACAGGCAGCUAACAAUUAGCCCAAUAAAUAUGCGAAAUAACACGAAUCAACGAAAUGUCGCGAAACGAUACGGUUUCCUGAUUUCCUGAAAGCCACUUGUAUAUGUACCACAGUCAGUGUUCAUUGCUCGGCGCGUAACGAUCGUAUCAAUGGCUUAGAGAUCUCGGAAAAACGAUGGGACUCAGAUAACAAACAUUAAAGAAUUUGCUCCAUAGCUAACAUUGGCUCAACUUGGAUUGAAGGAGUCACGGAUUUUCUACAUUAUUGUUCAAGCUCCCAAGAGCAAUAAUAUGUACGAUCGAUGAUCGAUUUAGUAGCAAUAAUAAUUUCGUUAAUUGUAAGAUGUAUCAUUGAGAAAACGUAUUUGUUUCCGAAAGCUCUUACGCUCUUGCAUUCACCGACAAAACAUAAAAAAUGUCGAUCGGUGCUGCAUCUCCCUAAACUAUGUAAAAAAAAAAAGGAAUAUCGAAAGAGAUUCAUAGAAAUUUAUUUUGCAAAAUAGAAAUCAAGAAUUAUU
This is a messenger RNA of Wasmannia auropunctata (little fire ant), 6092 nucleotides long. RefSeq names its product ataxin-7-like protein 1. The coding region runs from base 138 to 2063 and encodes 641 amino acids. The transcript is spliced from 6 exons. NCBI's taxonomy places the organism in Eukaryota, Metazoa, Arthropoda, Insecta, Hymenoptera, Formicidae. The record is from RefSeq and is a predicted model, not a curated record.